This is a messenger RNA of Microthlaspi erraticum, 1218 nucleotides long. Lineage: Eukaryota; Viridiplantae; Streptophyta; Magnoliopsida; Brassicales; Brassicaceae. The record is from the annotation of a GenBank genome assembly.
AUGAUAUCCAUCCCACGUGUCUUGCCUUUCCAUUCACACAUGCUCAAGACUUAUGGAAGGACUUUCUUUAUGUGGCGUGGACCUACACCAGUCAUCAACAUAAUGGAUCCUGAGCAAAUCAAGGAAGUUUAUGACGGUGAUAAAUGGGCUAAACACAGAAGAAUCAUCAACCCGGCUUUCCACCUUGAGAAGAUCAAGAAUAUGGUGCCUGCGUUCCACCAAAGCUGCAGCGAGGUUGUUGGCGAAUGGGACAAGUUAGUGUCGGAAAAAGGGUCGUCCCGUGAAGUGGACGUUUGGCCUGGGCUUGUGGGUAUGACGGCAGAUGUGAUCUCUCGUACUGCUUUUGGUAGCAGCUAUAAAGAAGGGCAGAGGAUAUUUGAGCUCCAAUCGGAACUAUCACAGCUCAUCAUUCUAUCUUUUCAGGGAGCUUUCAUCCCUGGAUAUAGAUAUCUCCCAACGAAAAAUAAUAGAAGGAUGAGAGCAGCAGACAGAGAAAUCCAAGUUAUACUGAGAGGGAUCAUUACCAAAAGGUUAGAGGCGAGAGAAGCUGGGGAAGCACCAAGCGAUGAUUUGCUUGGUACACUUCUUGAAUCGAAUUUGGGGCAAGCUAAAGGACACGGAAUGAGCAUUGAGGAUGUGAUGGAGGAGUGCAAGUUGUUUUAUUUCGCCGGGCAAGAGACAACUUCAGUGCUUCUGAACUGGACAAUGGUUCUGUUAAGCCAACACCAAGACUGGCAAACCAGAGCAAGAGACGAAGUGAAGCAAGUUUUUGGCGAUAGAGAACCUGAUACAGAUGGCCUCAACCAGCUCAAAGUUGCUAUAUCCUCCAGUGGCACAGCUGACCAGAGCCAUUCACAAAGAGAUGAAGCUAGGCGACCUGACGCUACCGGGCGGCGUUCAGAUAAGUCUACCUAUUCUGCUGUCCAACGCGACACAGAGCUGUGGGGAAACGAUGCAGCGGAAUUCAAGCCAAGAGAUUCAAAGACGGUAUCUCAAAGGCAACAAAGAGCCAAGUCUCUUUCUUUCCCUUUGCGUGGGGACCAAGGAUCUGCAUUGGACAGAACUUUCGCCAUGUUGGAGGCAAAGAUGGCAAUGGCAUUGAUUCUACAGAGAUUCUCCUUGGAGCUCUCUCCUUCUAUGUUCAUGCGCCUUACUCAGUCAUACCACUCGCCCACAGUUUGGUGCUCAUCUUAUCAUACACAAGAUAUAACUCCAUAA